Eremothecium sinecaudum is the source of this 1176-nucleotide messenger RNA. It is a transcript of the gene RAD51, whose product is annotated as recombinase RAD51. The transcript has a single exon. NCBI's taxonomy places the organism in Eukaryota, Fungi, Ascomycota, Saccharomycetes, Saccharomycetales, Saccharomycetaceae. The coding region runs from base 1 to 1176 and encodes 391 amino acids. Gene Ontology annotation, biological process: reciprocal meiotic recombination; mitotic recombination-dependent replication fork processing; mitotic recombination. The record is from RefSeq and is a predicted model, not a curated record. Gene Ontology annotation, cellular component: condensed nuclear chromosome. Gene Ontology annotation, molecular function: ATP-dependent DNA damage sensor activity; single-stranded DNA binding; double-stranded DNA binding.
AUGUCUCAAAUACAGGAACAUAUUAUACAGGAUUCGCAGAACUCACAGUUUAAUUUGCCAGCAACUGCUACUUCAGAGCAUACGCAAAGGAUAUUAAACUCGAGUGCCCAGCCCGUGAUGGAGGGAGAUGUUAUUGAGGUUCAUCCAGAGUCCUCCCAUGAGCCUCCGCAACUACAAUCUUACGAGGAGGACCCAUGGCUUGCGUCGUUUGUGCCGCUUGAAAAACUUCAGAUUAAUGGUAUUACUAAUAACGACCUGAAAAAACUACGUGAACAUGGGCUACACACAGUUGAGGCUGUUGCAUAUGCGCCGAGAAAGGAUUUGAUGGAAAUAAAGGGGAUUUCAGAAGCAAAGGCGGACAAACUGCUAAACGAGGCAGCUCGGUUGGUUCCAAUGGGUUUUGUUACAGCGGCGGACUUUCACCAGCGUCGGGCUGAGAUGAUCUGCCUGACAACGGGGUCCAAGAAUCUGGACACGCUUUUAGGGGGCGGAGUGGAAACGGGCUCCAUUACAGAGCUGUUCGGCGAGUUCAGGACAGGCAAGUCACAGCUGUGUCAUACACUCGCGGUCACGUGCCAAAUCCCACUGGACAUGGGCGGCGGAGAGGGCAAGUGUCUAUAUAUCGAUACAGAGGGUACUUUCCGUCCCAUACGGCUGGUUUCAAUUGCGCAGCGGUUUGGCCUUGAUCCCGACGAUGCACUCAAUAAUGUGGCUUACGCCAGAGCCUAUAACGCAGAUCACCAGCUGAGACUGUUGGACGCUGCGGCACAGAUGAUGAGCGAAUCGCGGUUUUCCCUAAUAGUAGUGGACUCUAUCAUGGCGCUCUAUAGGACGGAUUUCUCCGGCCGUGGAGAGCUAAGUGCGCGCCAGAUGCACCUCGCAAAGUUUAUGCGUGCUCUCCAGCGUCUUGCAGACCAAUUCGGUGUUGCUGUUGUUGUCACAAACCAGGUUGUUGCUCAGGUCGACGGCGCCGCAAUGUUCAACCCCGAUCCCAAGAAACCUAUCGGUGGCAAUAUCAUGGCGCACUCUUCGACGACUAGGUUAGGCUUCAAGAAGGGAAAAGGCUGUGAGAGAAUCUGUAAGGUGGUAGACUCCCCUUGCCUUCCGGAAGCUGAGUGUGUCUUUGCUAUCUACGAAGACGGAAUUGGGGACCCUCGAGAGGAAGAUGAAAACUAG